Messenger RNA from Puntigrus tetrazona (Sumatra barb), 943 nucleotides. Its product is annotated as dolichyl-diphosphooligosaccharide--protein glycosyltransferase subunit DAD1. Gene Ontology annotation, cellular component: oligosaccharyltransferase complex; membrane. The coding region runs from base 255 to 596 and encodes 113 amino acids. Gene Ontology annotation, biological process: protein N-linked glycosylation. Lineage: Eukaryota; Metazoa; Chordata; Actinopteri; Cypriniformes; Cyprinidae. The record is from RefSeq and is a predicted model, not a curated record. The transcript is spliced from 3 exons.
GUGUGUGUGUGUGUGUGUGUGCGUGUGUGUGAUGCUAUUUAUGCUCGCCAUGUUAGUUCUCAUCGUUUGGACAUUUCUCUUCUUUGUCUUAUUUAAAUUCAUAUUUCAUGAAUGAAACACGUUGAAAUGACCGGGUCCCGAGCCACCCAGCGCCCCCUAGUGGAAGAACCCUCCGCGUCUCUCUUAUUUACCUAAACCUUAUUUACGCACACGUCAGCUUUCGGCGUUGUUUGGUUUUUACAUCGAUAUUGAAAAUGUCCAAUUCGGUGAUUUCUGUGUUUUCCAGGUUUCUGGAGGAAUACGCGUGCAGCACGCCGAACAGACUGAAGGUGAUAGACUCGUAUCUCCUCUAUAUUAUGAUGACUGGAGCGCUGCAGUUUCUCUACUGUUUAUUAGUCGGCACGUUUCCGUUCAACAGCUUUCUGUCUGGUUUCAUAUCGUGCGUUGGAUCGUUUAUUCUUGCAGUGUGUCUGAGAAUCCAGAUUAAUCCUCAGAAUAAAGGCGAGUUCUUGUCCAUCUCACCAGAAAGAGCCUUUGCUGACUUUCUGUUCGCCCACACUGUGCUUCAUUUGGUUGUUAUUAAUUUCAUUGGUUAAAGUGUCCACAUGCGCUGAUAAAAAGAUCGACCGUCGAGAAACAACCAAACCGGAAGCAGAGAAUAAAGACCGUUUGUUAUUUUCUGUUGCUGUGACAAAUCCUCAAACUUCCCAACACUACCACACGAACAGCGUUUCUUGAGAUGGGAUUCAUUUGGGCCCCGUUUCCGUUGUCUCCCGAUAAUCUGUGACGAUUGAAGAGAAUUCAGUCUAGGCUAACUCUACUGAAGUGCAUCUUCAUAUUAUUUUUCUUUUCGUUUCAAACAUGUUUGUGCAUGUUUCAUUAUCAGUAUUAUAUAAAUAUGUAUAUAUUUUGCUUAAUUCAGAAAUAAAAAAGUGUCUGUCUA